AGUCCCGAAGCCGUUUCCUAGUGGGUGCGUGCAGGUAUUGUCUGCUGCCUCCUAGUUCUCCCGAGCCCUCUAGGUCCUAGUGCCUGCGUGCACAGCUCUCCGCCUCCGCCGCUCUGCCGCGAUGGCUGUUCCGACGCACCUUCAUGCGCUUACGCCACUUCCCCGUGCUUCCGCAAGAGUUCCCCCAUCGCGCACAUCUGUCCCGCCAGGCGCGGCGCAAUCCGCUGUGCCCCUUAGACGGCGGGUGUACGACAUUGGUAGCGCUAGCGGCGAGACUGGGAGAAGAUCAGCAGCAACGAGAUGGGAGCGAGCACCGAUCCGCCAUGCAAAAUGGGGGAGGUCAGGGAGGCGAGGAUACUGGGAAGGUGGGAGACGUGCCAGCAGCAGUGAGUUAAUAGUUGCUGCGAUCGGGGGGUCAGCAGGGGGGACUGCUGCGCCUUCGAGUGGUCAAGGCAGCGGCGUCUCGCAAACCAACCAGGUACCGAGCUCAUCUGACUCAGAAUCUGACAGCGCCACGUCAGCAUCCGACGGAUCACGACCCAAUUCACCUGCCCGUCGACCCCCCUCACUCUCCGCCUCCUCCUCCGCCUCCGCACCUUCCGCCAACCUCUCCUCCGCGCGCCACCGGGUCCGCGGGCUGCGCGCCGAUGACAUCCGCCACCCGCUCGACCGCCAAAACACGGCGCUUCUGCGCGCAAUUCCCGGGCUAAACGACCUGGGCCGCGUGCUCCUAGGCCCGGUCCAGGAGCAGAUUCUCGUGCUGGAGAAUCUAGGCUCGGGGGUUCUCGUCUCCCCGCAGCAGCUGCCGUCCCUCCACGCUCUCAUGGAAGAAGCCGCCGCCGCGCUCGAUAUGCCGUCCCCGCCGGACCUGUACGUGCGGCAGAGCCCCGUUCCUAACGCGUACACGCUCGCGAUCAACGGGCAGAAACCGUUCGUCGUGGUGCACACGGCGCUGCUGGACCUCCUCACGCCGGUGGAGGUGCAAGCGGUACUCGCGCACGAGCUGGGUCACCUAAAGUGCGAGCACGGGCUCUGGCUCACCUUCGCUAAUCUCCUCGCGCUCGGCGCCGCGAGCUCGCUCCCCGGAUUCCUCGGCGCGAUGCUCGCGCGCGGGCUCGAGGACCAGCUGCUGCGCUGGCUCCGCGCGGCGGAGCUCACGUGCGACCGCGCGGCGCUGGUUGUCGUGCGCGACCCCCGCGUGGUCGUGUCCGUGCUGAUGAAACUGGCGGGCGGAAGCACCAGCGGAGGCGGAAGCGGAUGGGGGAUGGCGCGCGGGGGAAGCCCUGGGGGGAAUGAGUGGGGCUGGGGCGGGAUGGGGGGAGCUAGGGCGGGGACUUCUGCGGGUGCUGCUGGCGCUGGCGGGAGUGAGGGCGGAGGCAGCUGGUGGGCGGAAGAGCUGAGCGUGGACGCGUUUUUGGCGCAAGCAAGGUCUUAUGACGAGGCAGCUAAUAGCGGGCCGCUAGCCUGGUACUUGCGGAACGCACAGACGCGGCAGCUAGCACACCCUUUGCCGGUUCUUCGUGCGAGAGAGGUGGACAGAUGGGCUAGAAGCCCGGAAUUCAAGGCUCUCAUGGGGAGGAGCAAAGCGGCAGGUAUGUCAGGGACAGGCAAUGGAGCAGCAAGCGGUGGUGGUGCUGGUGGGAGAAGUGUGGCAAGCAGCGUGGAAGCUUCUGGGGUCGGUGUGGCUGGAUCGGGUAGGAAAGACAGUGGAAGAGGGGUGGGUGAGGGGCCGUCAGGUGUAGGAAAGGAGUUAGGGACUGGGCCCGCAAGGUGGAGGUCUGAGGGGGCGGCUUUCAGAGAGAGACGGGCUGCUUCAGGCCAAGGGAAGAGGGAGUGGUGGGGCUGGUGAUGCUGUAAUGUACAUGCACUGUGAAUUGCUCAGGUUUGGAUUGGUCAUCAGAGCAAUUGGUUGGGAUGCUGAGAAGUGAAUUGCCUUCUCAUUGUAUAUGGCUAGACAAAUUUCUCGAGUUCAGUUAAUUUCAGUCGUGGAGUUAAGUUAAAGCUCUGCACUGAAUGAGAGAAUCAGUAGUGAAUAAAGCCACUUGUUUUCU
Molecule: messenger RNA, 2051 nt
Organism: Closterium sp. NIES-67
Lineage: Eukaryota; Viridiplantae; Streptophyta; Zygnematophyceae; Desmidiales; Closteriaceae
Source: the annotation of a GenBank genome assembly